This is a messenger RNA of Phymastichus coffea, 3169 nucleotides long. Its product is annotated as testicular acid phosphatase homolog. The coding region runs from base 16 to 1152 and encodes 378 amino acids. The record is from RefSeq and is a predicted model, not a curated record. The transcript has 7 exons. Gene Ontology annotation, biological process: dephosphorylation. Gene Ontology annotation, molecular function: phosphatase activity. NCBI's taxonomy places the organism in Eukaryota, Metazoa, Arthropoda, Insecta, Hymenoptera, Eulophidae.
UGUCGUUUACACUCGAUGAUAAUUGACCUGCAUGUAACUUUGUGUUUGUGUUUAAUUUGCAAGAUAACGGAGUUAUUAACUGACAAAAUACGACGUGCAGUCAUGGAGGAGUUCUUGCAGCUGGAGCUUGUUCAAGUCAAUUUCAGACAUGGCAUUCGUACUCCAAGCGUGUACGAGGCUAACAUUGUUAAUGUUACCGAUCCGAAAUAUUAUGGAACGAUAGGAUUUGGUCAAUUGACCAAUGAAGGAAAAUGUCAAUCAUAUAGAUUUGGUCAACUUCUUCGAAAAAAGUAUGACAAAUUUUUGGGCAAUUACGAACCUAAUCAGCUGCACGCUUACACAUCUAAAUUUGAUCGUACAAAAAUGACCCUGCAACUGGUUUUGGCGGGUCUUUAUCCACCUUCGGAAAACAAUAGAUGGCAUGCUACGUUGCAAUGGAUGCCAAUACCGUUUGAUAUAGCACCGAAUAUUUGUGACACUUUACUCACACCUCAUCAGUAUCCAAACUUUUAUCGAUUAUUGGAAUCCGAGCUCAAUCUAUCAGAAGAAUAUCAAAGUGAAAUGACAAAAUAUAAUGAUCUUCUCGAUUAUGUAGAAAAAAUGGCGAACGUUCCAAUGAGAAAGAAAUUAAUUCAUUAUUCAGGAUGGAUUUAUUACGCUGUUAAAAUUCACAAAUUGUUAAAUUUACCGCAACCUCGAUGGUGCUCGGAUGAAGUCAUGAAACGAUUGCGCGAAUUAUUCAAAUACAAUAUAGAUGCGAUGUCAUUGACACAAAAAUUGAAAAGACUGAAUGGAGGUACAAUGGUGCGACGAGUGAUUGAAAAUAUUGAGGAGAAUAGAAUUGCUGAAAAUCCGAAAAAGAUUUAUUUGUACAGCCAUCAUGAUUUAACAUUGGCAGCGUUCGAAAGAGCUCAAGGAAUCAAAGUUUUUGAUAUUCCUCCGUUUGCCAGUGCCAUCAUUUUAGAAAAGUAUCGACAUGUUAAUAAUGUUGAGUAUGUGAGGUUCCUUGCUUGGGAUGGUAAAGACAACGAAUUUUUCGUCGUGAAAUUGAAAGGCUGCGAUGAAUUCUACGUAUAUGAAGAUUAUCGCAAAGUUGUUGAAGACGUUAUUCCUACAGAUGAAGACUUGAAGUUUUUGGUUAAUGACAAUUGAAAAUUCUUCAAAAUUUCUUUUCUAAAGACUUAAAAAUAGAAUUUUAUUUUCAAAUGUAACCAAAUGAAGCUUUCUCUUAACUUGUGGAUGAUGUAAUACGACCCAUAUGUGGAUAUUUUUUUGUGGCAUAAAAAAGUGAAUUCUUAUUCGAAUUCAUACUUAAAUAUAGCGAUAUUUAAUUGUAUUGACAUGAUAUAUUUAAAGCAAAGUAGCGUUAGUAAAAAAAACAUACACGCAUUCGAACAAUGCAAAAUAUAUUCAUCGAAAGUGGCUCUGUGCGAACAAGAAAUCAGACCGCUCGUCACGCACGCGUCGAAGCUUUUGGUAUGUUAAUAAGAGAGUCAUAUAUAGUAAUACAUAGUAGGUAGAGAUUGGUGUGCACGCGCAAAGCAAUAUUACACCACAAAUCCCGCAGAGCGCGCCAUUUUAUCUGCGAACGAAGAGAGAGGGGGGGAGGUGUAUGACAAGUAUAUUACGGCCGUACGCGCCGGCGCGUUUAUAUCAAUUAACCCCUGACAUUUUGUCGGGGGCGGUUCACAUGUAUAGGAGGGAGGAAAAGCUCGAAAUUGAGCUCCGGAGAAUAUGUGCGUGUGCGUGAGCGAGAACAUACUGUUUAAUUCAAUGAUGAUGUUGCUGACGCGUGCCUGCGCUUUUAUUUCAUUGCUUCCUUUCGAAUUCAUGACGCGCACCCGCGCAGAAAAUUAGUUGCCUGUGGCUUUACGACUCUAUCAACGGAUUUAUGUGUAUCCGUGUGAGACGUUUGCAGUUGAAGUUUACAUUGUCAAGCUUUCUUUCUGAUCUACAAAACUUUCUAACGUGUGAAACUACUUAUUCAAAUAUUUUAUUAUACUUUGCUACAUCAGUUUCGCACAGUUGAUUUUAUAUCGUUCUCACAGGAUACUUUUUUUCUUUAUGUAUCUACGUCAUUGCAUACGCAAAAAGCCACUCCGAUCCAAAAAAGAAAAACAUCAGUAAGUGACAUGAUAUUUUAUCUAUUAAAAAUAACCGUUCCCAUAUUCAUCGUGACUCAUCUAUAUAAGUGCAAUUCAAAAUAUACUCAAGUAUACGCCCAUUUACCAGCAUAAAAAAUCGAAAGAACAUCUGCCUCACGCGCAAGCUGUAUGUGUGUAUAAGCUUGAGAUUUAUGAAUUUUCGAACGCCCCGAAAAAUCGUUCGGCUGUUUGGGGAUACAUACAUCCGCUUUUGAGUAAUUCCGAAAUUGAAUGACUUUUUAUUGGACGUAAUCUGAUUUGAAAAAUGUCUUCUCUCAUUGUAACUCCUUAGAAAAUCUUGCAAUGUCAUUUAUUUAAAAAAAUAAUAAUAAAAGUUUAGUACUUGUUUUACUUUUCACAAUUUUACAUUCUUAUUUGGGCGAAAGAAAAUAUUAACAUUAAAAUCCUCUACUGAAUAUCAAUAACUGAAAGAACGAACUCACGAUUGACACGAAUAAAAUCAAUAAAAUAAAUAACAAACACAUAUGAGAGAGCAGUAAGUAGUAGCGGCAAUCCCUCAAGUACCUCCUCUUAGUCUGGAAACUCGCCAAAAAAAGUCAUCCUCACACGCGUCGCUCGUACGCAGAUAAAUCUUAUGUCGUGGAAGUAUCAUUUAGGAGCAUUUAGCUCACCGGGAGCACUAGCAACACGCCCCUAUACGAGAGGAGGAGCCGCUUCUCUCUGUGGCUUUUGUUUGCACCCGCGGGAAUCGAAAGGUCGAUCUCCCAAAGUGACACACCAAGGGAGAGAAAGUGUCGGUGACAUCGCUCUGCUUAAAUAAAUUACAGGCUUGUUAUUGCGAUAUAGAGGGUGGAAAUGACCGUUGAUUGAGACGAUUUUUCCGGGGGUGUGGGGAAAAUUAAAUUUUUCGUAACGGGAUUAGUUGUGCGAAAGUGGGUUUUUAAUGGACUUGUAUAGGAAGAGGGAAUGUAAACGAUCUAUUCAUCAAAGAGAUAUAUAACUAUAAAAUUUCAUGUUAAAAAAAAGUAAAAAUAAUUUAUAAUGGAGUUACAUUACCUAUUAAU